AUGAUAGCGUUCACCGUAUACAAGUCGUCCAAGUAUCUCUUUGAUUGUGUGGGUGCUACGGAUCUGACGCAAUCCGAAUCGUAUAUGACAGUCAAUAUAAACGCAUUAAAAGCUCUUGGACUUCAUGCAGUGGACGUAUUCAAGAGAAUGGAUUCUGUGGAAGUGGAAAAGCUAAUUGCAUCCUGUCGAGAGCAUCCUCCACAGAUUGUCGUCAUGCCUGCAACACAUGGUGACAUUCAACCGUUUCGAAAGUUUACCAAGUACUUGAAAGCACGACAACGUGCUGGUGUAGUUCUACUUGCGGACAGACGUCUUUUAGUGCUGAUGCCGCUCGAUAAUGAUGACUUGCGGAUUCGCUGUGUGGUAAUUAGUGCAAAGUCUUUUGCGAAGACUUCCACUGCGUUGUCGUCUCAUGAGGCGAAUAUUCAAGUCGGUAAAGCAGUAGCUGAAACAGAGCUACAGGCUCAAUUGUUAAAUGCUAUGCAUCCACCCUCACUGACUGGACAAAGAAGCGAUAAACGUCGGCGCGUUCGGAUGCGAUCUCACAAUCGCGUACGCCUUCAGCAGGAAGAGGUCGCGGAUACAACGCAUCAAGACUCUUUAUCUGUAAAGUACCGACACGUACAGGCAGAAGUUGCAGCGCCGACAUUUGCACCAAGUAAAGAUUUGACUAUGCUGUACAGCUUAUCACGUCUUGAAAGGGCAACGCGAAUUGCCCAACUUCGGCAAGAAUAUGAAGUUUUCCACAAACUCCACCACGAAGUAUUGCAAGAAUGGAGCAAAUCCAAUUCUGAGAGACAACUGAAUAAUAAUCGACCACUAUAG
Molecule: messenger RNA, 825 nt
Organism: Peronospora belbahrii
Lineage: Eukaryota; Oomycota; Peronosporomycetes; Peronosporales; Peronosporaceae
Source: the annotation of a GenBank genome assembly